This is a messenger RNA of Perca fluviatilis (European perch), 3547 nucleotides long. RefSeq names its product atrial natriuretic peptide receptor 1-like. Gene Ontology annotation, biological process: receptor guanylyl cyclase signaling pathway; intracellular signal transduction; protein phosphorylation. Gene Ontology annotation, cellular component: membrane. Lineage: Eukaryota; Metazoa; Chordata; Actinopteri; Perciformes; Percidae. Gene Ontology annotation, molecular function: protein kinase activity; peptide receptor activity; ATP binding. The transcript has 21 exons. Bases 9 to 3152 code for a protein of 1047 amino acids. The record is from RefSeq and is a predicted model, not a curated record.
GGAUUACCAUGAUGUCGUCGUCCCGGUGGCCCCUCCCUUCUCUGCUCCUCCUCCUCCUCUCUCUGCUGGUCCAAUCGGCCGCUUCCUCUCCGAACGCCACCAACGAUUCGGCGCUCCAGACGGUAACGCUGGCAGCCAUCUUGCCCCUGACGAACACGGCGUAUGCGUGGGCGUGGCCCCGAGUGGGCGCGGCGCUGCGGCGCGCCGUGCGGCAGGUGAACGCCGACGCCACGCUGCUGCCCGGCAUCACGCUGCGGCUCGUCCACAACAACUCGGAGAACGCCGACGGAUUCUGCUCGGACUUCAUGGCGCCGCUGAUGGCCGUCAUCCUGAGGGAGAACUGCAACCCGUGGGCGUUCAUCGGGCCCGGCUGCGACUAUUCGGCCUCGCCGGUCGCCCGAUUCACCACGCACUGGGACAUACCAAUGGUGACGGCUGGCGCCCGUGCGAUCGGCUUCAAAGAGCACGCCUCGGUGACCAACACGGGCCCCACGCACAAGAAGCUGGGGGAGUUGGGCCUGCGGCUGCACGCCAAGUUCGAAUGGCAGCGGCAGGCCAUGGUGGUCUACCGCGACACCAAGGACACCAACGACGACCGGCCGUGCUUCUUCGCCGUGGAGGGGUUCUACACCGUGCUCGGCGAGCACAACAUCACCGUGGUCGGCCACGCCAUCGAGACCGCCAUCGUCAACUACGGGGACGUGGCGAAGGUCAUCCGCAACACCGCCAGAGUUGUGUACCUGUGCGUCUCCUGGGACGACCUGCGGAAGCUGCUGCUCCAGUUCUGGCGGGACGGUGUGCAGCUGGAGGACUACGUCUUCUUCUUCAUCGAUCUGUUCGCUGAGGGUCUGAGGGGGGGGGGCCCAGUCCGCCCGUGGUUCAGAGGAGACAAAGACGACUUCGCCGCACGCCAAGCCUUCAGGUAUAACCUGAUCGCUGCAGGGUUCCAUGAUGGAGUCACCAUUUACUCUCAGGCUCUGAAUGGAGCGCUGAGCGAACAGAACCAGAACCCAGGGCCAGGAGUCCAGAACCAGGUGGUCCAGGGGAUCCGGAACCAGGUGGACCAGGGGGUCCAGAGGCCCAGAGGAGAUCUGGUGACCAGGAGGAUGUGGAACAGAACUUUCUCAGGAGUGAUGGGGCCAGUAGAGAUGGACGAGUUCGGGGACAGACAGGUGGACUUUGCUGUGUGGGACACCGUCAACAUUGAGACCGGAGAGUUCCAGGUGGUGUGUGUGUAUAACAGCAGUUUGAAACAGCUGGUCAUGCAGGAGGGGCGGAGCUUCCAGUGGCCCGGCGGCGCUCCACCUCCAGACAUCCCCAAGUGUGGCUUCAAGAACGACGAGCCAGCCUGUGUUGCACGUACCGUUACGAUGCUUCAGAUGGUUGCCAUAGUGAUCUCCUUUGUCUUAGUCAUCAUAGUUACCGUGACCAUCUUCAUCUACAGGAAGUUGAAGCUGGAGAGCGAGCUAGCGGCUCAGCUGUGGAGGGUUUCCUGGGACGACGUCCAGAUGAGUAACCUGGAUAAAGUCCUGAAGAGAACCUGCAGCAGACUCACCAUGUCUCUGAAAGGAUCUAACUGCGGCUCUCUGAUAACCAUGGAGGGAAACUUCCAGAUCUACACUAAGACUGGCUACUACAAGGGAAACCUCGCCGCCAUCAAAUACAUCAACAAGAAACGCAUCGAACUGACUCGGAAAGUUCUGUUUGAACUCAAACAUAUGCGAGACGUUCAGAACGAGCACCUGACCCGCUUCAUCGGCGCCUGUAGCGACCCGCCCAACAUGUGCAUCAUCACCGAGUACUGCCCCAGGGGCAGCCUGCAGGACCUGAUGGAGAGCGACAGCAUCACUCUGGACUGGAUGUUCAGAUACUCUCUCAUCAAUGACAUCGUCAAGGGGAUGUUGUUCCUCCACAACAGCGUCAUCGUCUCCCACGGCAACCUGAAAUCGUCUAACUGCGUGGUGGACAGCCGCUUCGUCCUUAAGAUCACAGAUUAUGGUCUGCAGAGUCUGAGGACAGCCAGCUGUCCUGAUGACACACACGCUUACUACGCACGGAAGCUGUGGACAGCCCCCGAGCUGCUGAGGACAGACUGCCCCCCCCCCUGUGGGACCCAGAAAGGAGACGUCUUCAGCUUCAGCAUCAUCCUGCAGGAGGUGGCUCUGCUCAGAGGAGUCUUCUACCUGGACACACACACACUCACACCCAAAGAGAUCGUGGCUGCUGUGCGUGCUGGUGGGACCCCCCCCCUGCGCCCUACCCUGGUCCCGCCCCCCCACAGUGAGGACCUGGGGGUCCUGAUGCAGCGCUGCUGGAGCGAGGAGCCCAGCGAGAGACCAGACUUCAACACCAUCAAGAUCCUGCUCCGCAAGCAGCACAGAGGCUAUGGCUCUAACAUUCUGGAUAACUUGCUGUCCCGGAUGGAGCAGUACGCCAACAACCUGGAGGAGCUGGUGGAGGAGAGAACCGCCGCAUAUCACGAAGAGAAGAAGAAGGCUGAGACCCUGCUCUACCAGAUACUACCUCAUUCGGUUGCCGAGCAGCUGAAACGCGGCGAGACGGUCCAGGCCGAAGCCUUCGACUCCGUCACCAUUUACUUCAGUGACAUCAUCGGCUUCACCGCCCUAUCGGCUGAGAGCACGCCGCUGCAGGUGGUGACGCUGCUGAACGACCUCUACACCUGCUUCGACGCCAUCAUCGACAACUUUGAUGUUUACAAGGUGGAGACGAUUGGCGAUGCCUACAUGGUGGUGUCCGGGCUGCCCGUGAGGAACGAGAAGCUGCACGGCCGAGAGGUGGCCCGCAUGUCUCUCGCCCUAUUGGACGCCGUCCAGAACUUCAGGAUCAGACACCGAGCCAAUCAGAAGCUGAGGCUACGCAUCGGCAUACACAGCGGUCCGGUGUGUGCCGGUGUUGUCGGACUGAAGAUGCCCAGGUACUGUCUGUUCGGAGACACAGUCAACACAGCAUCACGCAUGGAGUCCAAUGGAGAGGCUCUGAAGAUCCAUGUUUCCGAGGCGACCAGAGAUGUCCUGCAGGAGUUCGGCAGCUUCCGGCUGCAGCUCAGAGGAGAGGUGGAGAUGAAGGGCAAGGGGCGCAUGAGGACCUACUGGCUGCUGGGGGAGGACCCCCCCACCCCCACCCCCACCUGACCUACUGGCUGCUGGGGGAGGACCCCCCCACCCCCACCUGACCUACUGGCUCCUGGGGGAGGACCCCCCCACCCCCACCUGACUGAUUGGCUGGGGCAUCAAACCCCCGUCUGACAGAGGACAGUGACUCGUUUCCGUUGGCCAGACCUAUCAGGAGACCAGCCAGUAUUAAGCCCCUCCUCCUGCUCCUCUCUGAUUGGACAUUUAGCUCUGACAUCAGACUCUGUGACCAACCAGCCAGUAUUAAGCCCCUCCUCCUCCUCCUCCUGCUCCUCUCUGAUUGGACGUUUAGCUCUGACAUCAUUUAAAGUCACAGGUCAGAAUUUGAGGAUGUUUUUAAAAACCAAAACCAGACGAAUGUUAGACUGUAAAAUAAAUCCCUAUUAUUAUUAUUA